AUGGCUCGUCGAGCUAACAACAAAGAUACAUUGAGCAGCGGUAACACUGUACAAGUGGUGCUGGCCUCAGCCACGGCUCUGUUGGUUGGAUAUUUGAUGACCUAUCCCACCAAAGAAGAAACCAAGACUGAGUACCCUGCCGUCAACAAGGACAAGACACUCAUUUGGAGGGAAGACAGGGGUAUCAGCAAGUUGGUACCUUUGCAUCCUCGUGGUGCCGAUGACCCUACUAUCCUCAAAAAGUACACCAUGGCGGAGGUGGCCAAGCGUGAUUCUCCUGCUGAAGCAUGGAUUGUCAUCGAUGAACGGGUCUAUGACAUUACCAACUUUGUUGCCAAGCAUCCUGGAGGCGAAAAGGUACUCUACAACAUGGCUGGCAAAGACUGUACCGAUGCCUUUGCCAAUUACCACUCGGCUGCAAUCUACAAAAAGUGGCUACCUCCCUACCUCAUUGGACAAGUUACCGAUGUGCCAGUCUAUCCACAUGUUCAAGAUUUUAGAGAUAUCCGCCAAGAACUCAUGAGGAGGGGACUCUUCGAAACAAACCCUGUCUAUUACUACAAGUUGUAUGCUUGGUUUGCCACCCUCUUUGUCUCUUCCCUUUAUCUCACGCUCCAAUGCCAGUCCACUGCGGCUCACAUGCUGGGAGCGACACUUAUGGGAAUGUUCUGGCAACAGUUGGCUGGAUGGGGACACGACAUUGGACAUUCCUCUAUCUCACACAACUUUCAAUACGAUAACUUGGUGGGAUCGACGAUUGGAUCUGCUGUUUUGGGUAUCUCCGUGGGAUGGUGGAAGCGAAGUCACAACACUCAUCACGUCGUCUGUAACUCCAUUGAAAACGACCCUGAUAUCCAGCACAUGCCCUUCAUGGCUGUCACGCCUGAAAUCAUGAAGGAACCCUUCUGGAGCUCUUACCAUGACAAGGUCAUCUUUGUCGAUGCAGCUGCCCGAUUCUUUAUUCGCCAUCAGCAUUGGUUCUUCCUCGCCAUCAUGGCGGCUGGCAGAUUCAAUCUCUAUGCUCAGUCCUGGAUCUUGCUAUUGACCACCAUCAACCGGAAGGAUGCCAUUGUCAUGUACUACCGAGUGCAUGAGAUGAUCAGUCUAACCUUCUUUGCUUUGUGGGUUAUCGCAGUCGUGUGCUCGCUGCCCACAUGGCUCGAAGCUGCUGGUUGGAUCAUCAUUAGUCAUGGCGUGUCCGGUCUCUUGCACCUCCAGAUCACCCUCUCUCACUUUAGUAUGGAUACCUACCAUGGCAAUGCCUACAAUGAUGCAUCUGACGAAUGGUACACUAUGCAAAUCAAAACCACACUGAACGUUGAUUGCUACGACUGGAUGGAUUGGUUUCACGUCGGACUGCAAUACCAGAUCGAACAUCAUCUCUACCCCACACUGCCACGACACAAUCUUCCUAUUGCCAAACAAAUGGUCGAACAGGUUUGUAAGAAGCAUGGAAUACAGUACAACGAAACAACCUUUUUCCAGGGUGUCAUCAAGACAAUUCUGUGCUUGAGGGAAACUGCAAUGGAAGCCCGCAAGGGAAAGUUCGAUUAUCGAACCAGUACCAGUCACAUUAGGGAUCUGCUCAAUGCCAAUGGGUAA
Seminavis robusta is the source of this 1602-nucleotide messenger RNA. The record is from the annotation of a GenBank genome assembly. NCBI's taxonomy places the organism in Eukaryota, Bacillariophyta, Bacillariophyceae, Naviculales, Naviculaceae.